Hydra vulgaris (swiftwater hydra) is the source of this 4918-nucleotide messenger RNA. RefSeq names its product protein scribble homolog. Gene Ontology annotation, biological process: cell-cell adhesion; embryo development; receptor clustering. The record is from RefSeq and is a predicted model, not a curated record. Lineage: Eukaryota; Metazoa; Cnidaria; Hydrozoa; Anthoathecata; Hydridae. Gene Ontology annotation, molecular function: protein binding. Gene Ontology annotation, cellular component: basolateral plasma membrane; adherens junction.
UAGCCUUCCCCAUAUUUCUUAACGAAAUCUAAUAAUGGCUGAUAAAGAGGCGGAGAGCAAUAGCACGACUUAACUAAUUAGAAAAUUUUGAUUUGAUACAAAAUGUAAUGUCUGCAGAAACUAACACGCCUAAAUCUUCCAAAUUGUAUUUUCUCUUUUAAUACUGCUCUAAAAACUUAAAACAUAAUUACUUAAGAAUUUUGCAAAAUAAAGUAGCGUUGUACCCUAUCAUAAUCGCACGAGUCGGUAAUCAUAAAAUAUAACUUUUUGUGGAGUAAAAUUUUGAUAAAAACAUCCAAUGAUAGCUUUAAAAAAUGUGGAAAUGUGGCAGUGGUUUAUUUGCAUUUCGCAAAAGGUGGCACCCUAGAAAUUUAGACUAUCUAGAUAAAAGUCACUGUAGUUUAACAACUGUAACCGAAGAUAUCUUGCGGCAUGCUGGAACUCUGGAAGAGUUAUCUUUAGAGGGAAAUCAGUUAACCGAUUUGCCUAAGGGUAUAUUUCGAAUGACAAAGUUACGUCGUCUGAUUUUAGCUGAUAAUGAAAUACAAGAUCUCACAAAUGAUAUAAGCAGUUUAAUAGCAUUAGAAGAACUAGAUUUUAGCAAAAAUGAUGUUAGAGUAGUUCCUGACUCCAUACAAAACUGCAAAAAAUUAACUUUUUUGGACAUUAGUAGUAACACAUUAGGAGAACUACCAGACUCGCUUACUAAACUUAAUCAAUUAAAAACUUGGAUUGCUAAUGAUAUAGCACUAACAGAAAUACCACCUGAAAUAGGAAGUUUGUCAAAUUUGGUGGUCCUUGAGCUCCGAGAGAACUGCAUUAAAUUUUUGCCUUUAUCGUUUUCAUUUCUUUCCAAGUUAGAAAGAUUGGAUCUCGGUGGAAAUGAACUUGAAGAACUACCUGAUACUAUUGGUCAGUUAACAUGUCUUAUUGAGUUAUGGUUAGACAAUAACUUUUUGACCACUUUACCUAGUGAAAUCGGCGAGUUAAAAGCAUUACAGUGUUUAGAUGUUUCAGAAAAUCGCAUUGAAGAACUUCCUGAAGAAAUUAGUACCUUAACUUCUCUCACAGACUUGCACUGCACUUCUAAUGCUUUGCAUGAACUACCUCAAGGCAUAGGAUGUUUGAUUAAGCUUCAAAUACUUAAAGUUGACCAGAAUGAAAUUGAUGAAAUAACAGACUGCAUAGGAGGCUGCACUAAUUUGCUUGAAGUUGUUCUUUCGGAAAAUGUUAUUGAGUUUCUUCCUGCGGCAAUUGGUAAACUGUCAAACUUAACUCUACUUAAUAUUGAUCGCAAUCGUUUAUUUACAUUCCCGCCUGAGAUUGGAAACUGUACUAAACUUAGUGUUUUAUCAGCUAGAGAUAAUCAAAUUGUUAAGAUUCCAAAAGAAAUAGGAUCAUGUAAAAGUUUGACAGUAUUAUCACUGUCAGGAAAUAAGUUAGAGAGUCUUCCAUUUGCAGUUUCAACUUUGCCAUUAAAAGCAUUGUGGUUAUCACAAAAUCAGUCACAAUCAGUUUUGAAACUACAAGUUGAAGAUGAUGAAAUUACAUCAGAAAAAAUCCUUACUUGUUUUUUAUUUCCUCAGGAAAAGCUUAAAUGUUCUAGUAUAGAUGAUUUGGACAAAGACUUUGAGCCUGAACAUGAAAAGUCAGAAACUCAAACUGCUGUUAAGUUUCCUGAAACUGCAGUGGAAAAAGAAUCUAAUCUUCAACGUCACGACACACCUUAUCCUAAAGAAUUACGUAGUAGACAUCCACAUUUAAUCAGAAAAAGAUCUCAAUCUCCAGAGAGUGAACACAGCAGACCAGUAUCAGCUACUUCUGCUACUUUAAAUCAUGUUAAUUUACCAGAAGAAAAAUCUGUUACAAAACAAACAGAUCAAAUUAACACCAGUGUUAAGUUAAAUCUACAAAGUGGUGUUGACAAUUCAGCAGUAUUAAAUGGUAUUGACAAUUCAGUUGUAACAAAUGGUAUUGACAAUCUAGCAGCAUUAAGUGGCAAUUCUGCUGAAGAAGAACAUAGUGAAGAGAAUUCUUCUGAAGAUAGCAGUAGCGACGAUGAGGAUGGAAAAAAACGCAUUCGAUUUAAUGUGGAAGAAAAUGUGAAUGAUGAACAUUGUAAAUUGUUUCGCAAAGACACUCCACAUUUUCUCAAGGGUAAGCGAAUUGUUCAAGAUAGUGGUGGUUUUCAGGAGAUUUUAUCAAUAAUUGAACAAAACAAAAAUCAUUCAGUUGAUCAUGAAAAUGAAGAGAAAUUCUCAAAGGAAUGUACCUUUGAAAAUGUUGAAGCUGUUAUGAAUGGGAAAAAAAAAAAUUUACGCAAAUAUAAAAGGCAAGAUACACCUACUAUCAAUAAUUUCUCCAAAAGCUUGCCUGUACAAAAACCAUCUGGUGGGCUCAUUUUUGAAGAAGAGGAAGAAGGAAGCGAAGAUGUAGAUGAGGAAGAGGAUAACGAUGAAGAAGUAUGUGAAGAUGAUAAUGAAGAUGAUAAUGAAGCGAACGAGGACAUUGAAAAUGAGACUGUUACAAAAGUUUAUGAAGAACUUUCAACAUUGCUGACAAGAGAUGGCCAAAGCUUGGGUAUAAAUAUUGCUGGAGGAAUAGGUACUAACACUUUUCAAGAAGAUGAACAGUUGGUUUCGAGCGGAAGCAAUGUUGACCUGUUCCUAGAUGAGGGAAUUUUUAUAACUAAAGUUGUUGUUGACGGGCCUGCAUAUAAAGAUGGUGUUCUCAAAGUUGGUGAUAAAAUAAUAAAGGUAAAUGGCGUUGACAUAUCUAACUACAAUCACAAGGAAGCAGUUGCAGUAUUAAAAGAAAGUGGUGACAAAGUACAACUUGUUGUAUUGCGUGAAGUUACUGAUGAAGAUCAGAUCAAUCUUGCACUUAAUAACCAGAGAGAAAAAAGUGUCAGAUUUGCAGCAGAACCUGAAGUUGAAGAUAUUGAAAUAGAGACUCUGACAAUACCUGUGGUACUUAUCAGAGAUGCAAAGGGCCUAGGAUUCAGUAUAGCUGGUGGAAAAGGUGCUAAUCCAUAUAACAACAAAAAUGAUGAGGGUAUUUACAUCAGUAAAAUAACAGAUAAUGGUCCUGCAGCACUUGAUAAUCGGUUGCAAGUUGGAGAUAGAUUGUUAUCUAUAAAUAAUGUAGAUGUUCGUGAAGCAAAGCAUGACGAUGUUGUUAAAAUUCUUGUUAAUGCAACAGAAAAAGUUUCAUUGGUUGCUCAUCGAGAACGAGUUAUUCAUAAAAAAAUGAAACCAUUGUCACAAAUUAAUGGUAAUGUUAAAACAAUUGGUGAAACAACUAAGGUUGAACUUAUUCCCGAUGAAAGAGGAGAAGAACCAAAACUUUUAGUAGAGGAAAUCUUGCUAAAAAAAACUUCUGGUCCUCUUGGGAUGAGUAUUGUUGGUGGUUCUGAUGUUGUGUCACACCCAUUUGGUGUUAAUGAGCCAGGAAUAUUUGUGUCCAAGAUAAUGUCAACUGGUGAAGCAGCUAAAACUAAUCUUUGCAUUGGUGAUAGAAUACUUAGAGUCAAUGACAAAGAUAUGAGGCGUGCAUCACAUCAAGAAGCUGUAGCCGCACUUAUUUCAAAUGAUCCAGAAAUUAAGUUGCUUGUUCGCCAUGAUCCUCCACCACCUGGAUUAAAAGAAGUAAAAAUUUCAAAAAAACUUGGUGAAAAGUUGGGAAUAAGUAUACGUGGUGGUGCCAAAGGACACCCUGGAAACCCAUUUGACAAAGAUGAUGAGGGUAUAUUUAUAUCCAAGGUUAAUUCAUCAGGAGCGGCUUCACGAGAUGGGAGAUUAAAAGUUGGGAUGAGAAUUUUAGAGGUUAAUGGGAUAAGUCUUCUGGGUGCGACUCAUGUUGAUGCUGUAAGAGCUUUAAGGACAGCAGGAGAUAUUUUAACAACAGUUGUUUGUGACGGGUAUGAUGAACAAGCUGCAUCGGUACUUAUCGAAGAAAACAUAUUUUUUAAUCCGUCCCUAUGUGAGUCUCGUUUUUCUCCCGAUUCCCAGUCUUCAGCUACCUCCGGUGACCUUUCAGAUGGCGGAUAUGAACGAAUAACUUACCAUCAUCACAACGACCAACCUAAAGUGGACGAAUCUUACAAAGAAGCCGAAAUUUUAGCGUGGACGAGAGUAGAACGUUCAAGUAGUGAACAACGUACACUCGAUGCCGAAAAGCGAGCUAAAUUACGGCAAGAAACAAUUGAUGCUCUAGAUACCGAUGCUAGGAAGGCGAAGCAAGUAAUUACUAAAAGUAAAGAACUUUCUACUUCCUCCCUCGAAAAUUCUUUGAUUGACCGUGAUAUAUUACGCGAGCGUAACAUAGUUGGAAGUGUUGUAUAAUAUAAAUAGAUUAUUUUUUCGUAACUUUGACUUCGAAUACAAAUUAAAUACUUUAAAUGAAUAGCAGCCGUUUCCAAAACGAAAUAGUUUUGUCAAAUGACUGUUAUCGUUUUGUUACGUGACGAAAAUAAACUGAUGACGCUUUCGAUGAAAAAAGUAUUAGUUGUUUUAUUUUUAUACAAAAUUUCUUAUUUACAAAAUUACUUAUUUAACAAAAGUGAAAGUAGUAUUCAAAGCAAAAAUUUCCCUGCGUUUAUAUAAUAUAUAUUACUUCCUUUUUUUUAUAAACAUGCUUUGAGGAAUAACUUUUAUCCUUGUAAAUGAAGAAGUGCGCGCGAAUUUUAAACAAGGGUAAUCUUACUAUAGUAAAUUGUCUAAUAGCGGGUGUGAAACUUUUUUCUGAUUAUUCUUGUGUAUGGUCUUUUUUUGUUUUUGAUGAUGCGCUUGUGUAUGGUUGUUAUAGUUAAUCGUAAAUAUAUUUGUUUAUUGUGUAAUAAUUGUUUCUAUUAAAUGUAAAUGGCUGAAGAUGCUUGUAUAUGUUAAUAGUUAUAUAUGUAAGUACAUCUAUCAAAAUA